AUGUUAGGAAUACAGGAAGGAAGGGCAUUUUUUAAUGCCUCGAGAAACCCAAACAGUAGACCAGAAAAUAAUAUCCGAAUCGAAGAGAAUCUUCCAAGUCUUAAUGAAGUAUAUAAUUAUUUCCAAGAUUUCCUAUCUAGGUACUCAUCAAAUACAUUAAAGGAAGGAAAUUUAAAGAGAACGUUAUUUGAAAAUGUAAAAAAUAAUAAUUUCACGCUAGAUUUAAAAUUAGACGAUAUAUACAAACAACAAACAGUGUUUGAAAAUAACGAAAUAAGUGCCACACCGAUAUCGGAGAGAAAAAUGAAAAAACCAGAAAAUUACUCAGCUAUUUUAGCAAGAGCUUUGUCAGAAAGACCAUUAACCUACUUACCAACUGUUGAAAGAGUAUGUUAUGAAGUAUGUGAAACGGCUAAUAUAUUAACUGAUGAAGAUGAACAUUUAAAUUAUAUACAAAUUAAUUUAUUGAAUACAUUCAUCAGACCAACAGCGAUAAGAGGAUUGUUAGCAGCUACUCAAGAAAGAUUUGUUGUUGUUCCUGGAAUUAUAGUUCAAGCUAGUAAACCUCAACAUAAGAUGAGAAAAAUUACAUUACAAUGUAGAUAUUGUGAUCAUAAGAUGUCAAUAGAUGUACCUUUAUGGAAAGAUAAACCUCAGUUACCACCUUAUUGUCGAUAUUCUUCUACUAUGAAAUCUUCCAUGGGAGUUGCAAAUCCUAUGGAUAAUCAGUUAGGUUGUAAUGGAGUGUUAGAACCAUAUGUUAUUUUACCGAAUGAAUGUACAUUUGUUGAUAUUCAAUCUUUGAAAAUGCAAGAAUUACCUGAAGCUGUCCCAACUGGAGAUAUGCCAAGACACUUACAAUUAAAUGCUACACGAUAUUUAUGUGAAAAAAUGAUUCCAGGAGAUCGAGUUUAUGUACAUGGUGUUCUGACAUCGUAUAACCCGAAUCCAAAACCGACAAGAGCAGAUGGGACAAACUUUUCCUACUUACAUGUAUUAGGAUUCCAAAAAUAUGAUGAUAUGACAGGCAAUGAUUUAAAUUUUGAUGUGGAGGAAAGAAAUGAAUUAACUUUGCUUGCUGCUGAACAUGAUAUACAUGAAAAAAUAUUUAAAUCCGUUGCACCUGAAUUAUAUGGAAUGGAUGAAGUAAAAAAGGCUUGUGCAUGUUUAUUAUUUGGAGGAACUAGAAAAAGAAUUGGGGAAGAAACGAAAAUUAGAGGAGAUAUUAACAUGUUGAUGCUUGGAGACCCUUCAGUAGCUAAAUCACAGAUUCUAAAAUUUGUAAAUAGAUGUGCACCUGUAUCAGUUUACACAUCUGGAAAAGGUAGUAGUGCAGCAGGAUUGACAGCAGCUGUUAUGAGAGAUAGUCAAGGUGUUUUUUCAUUAGAAGGUGGAGCUAUGGUUUUAGCAGAUGGUGGAGUUGUCUGCAUUGAUGAAUUUGAUAAAAUGAGAGAUGAUGAUGUUGUAGCUAUUCAUGAAGCUAUGGAACAGCAAACUAUAUCAAUUUCAAAAGCAGGUAUUACUACUAUGUUAAAUUCAAGAUGUUCUGUCAUUGCUGCAGCUAACCCUUCCUUCGGAUCAUAUGAUGAUUCACAAGAUACGACAGAUCAGCAUGAUUUCAAAACUACUAUUUUGUCUAGAUUUGAUAUAAUUUUUUUAUUACGCAAUAAACAAGAUAUUGAAAAGGACACUUUGCUAUGCAAUCAUAUUGUUGCUUUGCAUGCAUCAAAACAUAAAUCUCAGGAGGGAGAAAUACCUCUCUCGAAACUUACAAGAUUUAUUCAGUAUGCCAAGAAAGAAAUUGCACCUUUACUCUCUAAGGAAGCUAGAGAUUCUUUGAGAAAUUUUUAUGUUCAAACCAGAGCUGAGUAUCGUGGGGAUAGACGAUCGGUCACAAAGAAAAUCCCUAUCACUCUGCGUCAGCUUGAGUCAUUAAUUCGUUUGGCAGAAAGUUUUGCAAAGAUGGAAUUAUCUCAGUUUGCUACGGAGAAGCAUGUACAAAUGUCUAUAGAUCUCUUUUCGUCUUCCACUGCAGAAACAGCAAAGCAAUGUUUGAUCUUUGAAACAAUGUCCCCCUUGGAACAGAAGGCUGUGAAGCAAGCGGAAGAUGCCAUAUUGGGUCGACUAGGAAAGGGACAGAGAGCCUCACGGGUGAAUUUGUUUAGGGAAUUACAGUUACGAGGUUUUGAUCGUUCUGCUUUAUCAAAGGCUUUGGCUAUUCUCAUUAAGAAAGGAGAACUUCAGGAGAGAGGAGAUCGUUCUGUUAGGCGCUGUUAA
Molecule: messenger RNA, 2277 nt
Organism: Plasmodium gonderi
Lineage: Eukaryota; Apicomplexa; Aconoidasida; Haemosporida; Plasmodiidae
Product: DNA replication licensing factor MCM5
Exons: 4
Coding region: 1-2277 (758 amino acids)
Biological process (GO): DNA replication; double-strand break repair via break-induced replication; DNA replication initiation
Cellular component (GO): nucleus; MCM complex
Molecular function (GO): ATP binding; single-stranded DNA binding; single-stranded DNA helicase activity
Source: RefSeq, a predicted model, not a curated record